Molecule: messenger RNA, 1937 nt
Organism: Clupea harengus (Atlantic herring)
Lineage: Eukaryota; Metazoa; Chordata; Actinopteri; Clupeiformes; Clupeidae
Gene: ap1m2
Product: adaptor related protein complex 1 subunit mu 2
Biological process (GO): vesicle-mediated transport; intracellular protein transport
Cellular component (GO): clathrin adaptor complex
Source: RefSeq, a predicted model, not a curated record
UGUUUUACCUGUCGCACGAUGACGUAAGCACGUAAUAGAGGAAAAGGAACCGAAGAGUCCAUGAUAUGUUACAUACCUGUCGAAAAUUGAAACAUUUUGUAUGGAAUAAUUGUAGUGUUUAACUUAAUGGUUAAACUUCAUGUAUUACUUUUAGUUGGUCUUUAAACACUUCAGUAGUAGAAUGUCGGCUUCAGCAGUGUUCGUGUUGGAUUUGAAAGGAAAGGUGCUGAUAUGCCGGAACUACAAAGGCGAGACAGACAUGUCAGAGAUCGACCACUUCCUGCCCCUGCUGAUGGUUCAGGAAGAAGAGGGCCUCCUCUGUCCUGUCCUAACUCACGGCAAUGUCCACUUCUUGUGGAUCAAGCACAGCAACCUGUACCUGGUGGCUACUACCAACAAGAACGCCAAUGCUUCCUUGGUCUACGCCUUCUUGUAUAAACUUGUGGAGGUGUUUACUGAGUAUUUCACGGAGCUGGAGGAGGAAAGCAUUCAGGAUAACUUUGUGGUGGUGUAUGAGUUACUGGAUGAGCUGAUGGACUUUGGCUUUCCCCAGACCACCGACAGCAAGAUCCUCCAGGAAUACAUCACUCAGGAGGGCACCAAACUGGAGGUGACUAAGGCCAGGGUCCCCACAACCGUCACCAACGCCGUGUCUUGGAGGUCAGAGGGCAUCAAGUACAAAAAGAACGAGGUCUUCAUUGACGUUAUAGAGUCCAUUAAUGUGUUGGUGAACGCCAAUGGGACCGUGAUGAGCAGUGACAUCGUGGGCAGUGUCAAACUGAAGACUAUGCUCUCCGGCAUGCCGGAGCUCCGACUGGGCCUCAACGAUCGAGUGCUUUUUGCACUUACUGGCCGAGACAAGGGUAAGACUGUGUCUAUAGAAGAUGUGAAGUUUCACCAGUGUGUGCGUCUGUCUCGUUUUGAGAGCGACCGCACCAUAUCCUUCAUUCCCCCAGAUGGCGAAUCCGAGCUCAUGUCCUACCGUAUCAACACUCAUGUGAAGCCUCUGAUUUGGAUCGAGUCGGUCGUUGAGAAGUUCUCCCACAGUCGUGUAGAGAUUAUGGUGAAGGCAAAGGGUCAGUUUAAAAAGCAGUCAGUUGCUAAUAAUGUGGAGGUACGAAUCCCAGUGCCCAGUGAUGCAGACUCCCCUAAGUUUAAAACGAGCACAGGCCACGCCAAAUAUGUCCCAGAGAAAAACCUUGUCGUGUGGACCAUCAAAUCAUUCCCCGGGGGGAAGGAGUUCCUCAUGCGUGCUCACUUUGGGCUCCCCAGCGUGGAGAAUGCUGAGAUGGAGGGAAAACCACCCAUCACAGUCAAGUUUGAGAUCCCAUACUUCACCGUGUCAGGAAUACAGGUCCGGUACAUGAAAAUCAUUGAGAAAAGCGGCUAUCAGGCUCUACCCUGGGUCAGAUACAUAACACAAAGUGGAGAUUACCAGCUGAGAUCAACCUAGUAUGGUGAUGAUGUUACAAGAUCCCUUCACCCAAGUCAUCUAGAGCAGACCUGGAAGAUCAAACCCAACGGACCGUAUCACGCAAAGCUGUUUUUCACUCCUACACUCCUAUAAACAUUUAAAUGAUCUCUUUGGAUAUGAUAUUGAAUAUUAUUUUCCUGUGCACACUGUUUAACCUAGUAGGCCUACUGUUGUGUCUGGGUAGCACAUAGGGAGUAGGUUAGACUUAGGCUACACUAAAGUAUUGUCUGUUUAAAUCACUGGUCGGCUUUAUUCACAGACCCACUUUUAAAUUUUUAAUAUAUUUUGUAUGAAAUUGUCUAAAAAAAAGUUCAUGAGUUGUGUUUUAAAUGAUAUCCACAUGCUAUAGGCCUAUUAGUGUAAUUAAAUCGUGCAGAAUUAACGUUGUUUUUUUUUUACACUUUGUCUGUAACAAAAUGGACAACAACUGCUGGUUGAAAAUUAAAAUGUUUGCUGUCAUAAA